GGGGAUUGAAAAAUUAUGGCAUUUUCAAGUUAAUAAGAUAAUUACAAAUUAAUAAUACGAACUAAAUCUUACCUUUAAAAAAUCUAAGCACAAGUAAAUACUUAUAAAACACAAGUCACUAGUAACUGAUCUGCUUAAAUUGCCGUAUUUAUACACUUGAUUGUCCUUUCUCUUUCCGUUCACUAUUGUAAUUAUUAAAAUUAAAAAAUGCAGUAGAUUUUACUGUUGGUAUAUGCCUUUUUAAAAGAAUUAACGAUUUUCAUUUUAUAUAAAGAGAUCGGUAAAGUAAACAGAUUAUCAUUCGAUCUAUAAUCGAGCUUGUAGAAUUUAGACACGACAGUAAAUUUAAAAAAAUUAAUUCAGUCAGAAUGGCAACUAAAAAAACAACGAUUGGUGCAGCAACUGACAUAGCGAAGACGAAAUUAUGUCAAUUGACAAAAUACAUAAGAGUAUUUGUUAGAACAUACGAGAAUACCUUCCAGGAAUCAUGUCCGAAUAAUGAAGAAGGUUUGUCUUUCGAUUCUCAAGAAGAAUAUGAAAAUGGCAUUGUGGAGCUAUGUUUCGAGUGUGCGAAACCAGUUUAUCCCUUGGAUCGACUCGAGAAAAUUGAUCUACAUAAAACAAUUGAAGAAAAUGAGAAACCAACUUAUUCUGAGUGGUUUUGUAUUAAAUGCGAAAAUGAAAUGGUAACAUUUGUCAAACCCGAUGAGUGUGAAUUUUGUAUAGAUAAUAAAGUAUAAUUUUUCUCGUUCAAUAAAAAAAAAAUAACAGAAAC
This is a messenger RNA of Ceutorhynchus assimilis (cabbage seed weevil), 775 nucleotides long. Lineage: Eukaryota; Metazoa; Arthropoda; Insecta; Coleoptera; Curculionidae. The record is from the annotation of a GenBank genome assembly.